AAUAGUCAAUGUUAUGUUAAUAUUUAUGUAUUUAUGUUAACAUGGCAAAAUAUAAUAAAAGAAUGUUAUGUAAAUAAUGUAAAAAAGGAAUUACAUCAGUACAUGUGUAUCAAGAGUAAUAGCAUAUUCAACCACUUUUAUGUCAGGCAGGACUUUUUUGACUAUGAUUUGAAUACCCAGAUUUUUAAAGCUUUUUACUCUUAAAAAAAAAAGGAUUUAGCUGGUGUAGUUGGUUGUAGUGGCUGACAUAAAACUCCUUUUUUUUAUUUAUUGCACUUUUGUGAUAAUCUUGCUACUGAGGAGUUCAAUGUGGUUCAGUGUGGUUUUUGGAGGGUUUCUGCAUGUAUGUUUAUUUUCAUAAAAUUAGUAUUUUAAACAGUAUACAGUAAGAUGAUACCUUAAAAAGAACAUCUCAAGCAGUGGACUGUUUCUGCUCUCACCACAAACGCAUUUCCUGAAGUGAAGUGGUGACACAGCAGCACAAGAGACGGUUUGUUUCAUUGGCAUCAGUACCAAAAGAAGAAACAAUUUUCUAUAAAACUCAAAAGGCCAUUGAAGAUUAGUCAAGAAGAUAAAUCCUGAGAGCGGCGAUGCCAAAUCUUACCAAUAUGACAUGUCCAAAAUCAGAAAAAGACCAGGUUUUUGUUGCCGUGUAUUCAGUGGUUUUCAUUUUUGGACUAAUUCUCAACCUGACUGCACUUGUGGUUUUCUUCCGUAACUCUAAAUCACGCUCGCACACCACAGUGUACAUGAUUCACCUGGCCUUUGCUGAUAUUAUUCUGGUUUGUACACUUCCUGUGCGGAUCUAUUACCAUGGGGGGUUGGGGGUUCCAAGUCCAACAAUCUGUGAAUUUGCUGGUGUCAUACUGCUAAGUAACAUGUACAGCAGCAUCUUACUCCUCACGUGCAUUAGCUUGGACCGUUGCGUAGCAGUCUGCUUCCCGAUGUCUUCUCGUGUCCGUGAGGGCCGCAAGAAAGCAUGGUGCGUGUGUCUGGGAAUCUGGAUCCUAACUAUCACAACAAGCUUACUGAUCUACUUUCAAGAGAAGCAAAACAAUCAAGAAAAUAAAAACAACAUCACAUGUUUUAGUGAUUUUCCUAGAAUUUCGACUCAAAAGCCUGCUCUCGUUUCCACUCUAAUUGUCGGGUUUGGGAUGCCACUAACUGUAAUGAUUGCCAGCUGGGUGACUCAAGGGAAAUACUAA
Messenger RNA from Carassius auratus (goldfish), 1205 nucleotides. Its product is annotated as lysophosphatidic acid receptor 6-like. Gene Ontology annotation, cellular component: plasma membrane. Gene Ontology annotation, molecular function: G protein-coupled receptor activity. The coding region runs from base 591 to 1205 and encodes 204 amino acids. The transcript has 2 exons. Gene Ontology annotation, biological process: phospholipase C-activating G protein-coupled receptor signaling pathway; positive regulation of Rho protein signal transduction. NCBI's taxonomy places the organism in Eukaryota, Metazoa, Chordata, Actinopteri, Cypriniformes, Cyprinidae. The record is from RefSeq and is a predicted model, not a curated record.